AUGAAUCAACCUUUAACCAAUGAAGAAGAGAUUAUUACUCUCUGUGGGUUAAUUUAUCCAUACGAAGAUUAUCUGAAGUCAGACAUCCACAAGAAAGUGAAAGUUAAGGGUCAAGUCACAACUGUGACAUCAGCGAAGAAGUCGAGCAUCUGGGAACGGGUCUAUGAUCUUCUUUUGGCAGCGCAUCCUCGAAUUGCUAACCUGACGAUCACUCAAGUUCAAAAUCAAUGGAGAAAGUACCGAGCAAAGGUCCCAUGUUAUAUUCAGAAGUUUCAUCAGGGAAAAGAGAUGUCACAGGUAAGCAUUGUGUUGGACAUUGGCUCAUAAAGAAAUACUUUCAGCUUGAAUCAUCAGUGCUUGAUGCAACUGGAUUCAAUUUUGAGAUUGAUAGUAGCUACGUCGCCCCUGAAAAGAAGAAACGGAAAUAUGUGAGCAAGAGUCCGGGAAACAAAUCAAAGACUGCUGGCGAUGGUGGAAAUGAAGACAAAGAAAUUAACGAUUCUGUAAGUUUUGAUGUUUUCUUGGCCUAAAUGGCCUUCUGAACAAUGAAAGCUUGAGACCUUGAUUUUCCUAUAUUCAAAUUUUUUGAAUAUAGGCAAAUCAGCUCCCCACGGCGCUGCGAAGACUCCCUUAGAUCGAUCUUCUCCUUCCGCUCUUCCCCGACCUUACUCUCGCUCUUUUCUAAGGCUUUUUCUCUUUUUCCGGAAUCUUUUUCGGACUUUAAAGAGCGUUGUGCCUGAGGCGGUUUGCGGCUACUUAAAAUGGCUUGGCAUUGGAGCGUGUUUUUACGAAAGGCCUUUGUCACAUAUGCCCCAGCUAUCGUGACGAAUGCCUUUCAGGGCUUGGCGAGAUUGAGUUUCGUCGGUUUUUGGGUGUUUGAAGCGUUUAAAGGCUUGUUCGUAAACCGUUAAAAUAAGGAUUUUGAUAGGUUGUUACGUCGUAUUUGACGUUAAAUCACACUAUUUUUAGAUGAAACAACAAUCUCACUUCACGGACGAUGAGAUUGUUGCCUUCGGAGAUGUCAUCGGACCUUAUGAAACCUAUUUGACCACAAUUCUUGGGGAAAAAGCCAGGAUCAAGGGAAAAAAUUUUGUUGUGCGCGCAGAAAAGAAAAAAGAAAUAUGGGGGAAAGUGUUCAACGACUUGUGUCAGAUCCAUCCAAGACUCAGCGAACUCGGAUUAUGCAAAAUUCAGAAUCAUUGGAGGAAUUGGCGAAGGAAGACAUCAACCUUGGCCAGGAAAUACAAUACGGGACAAGGACUGAGUAGAGUAAGAUUUGGUGAAAUUUGGUUCGAAAAUAUCUGCAAAUCCGAUAACCGGAUUCAAUAUUGCAGGUAGAAUUAGCCGUUUUCAACGCAAUGAAGGAGAAUAUUGUAAGCAGUAACGAAGGGAAACCCCGGAAGCAAUCAGCCCGGUUUCAUUCCAUCAAACAAGAGCCCAUGGAUGAGGAAAUGGCUCCUUUUGAUCUCUAUAACGAAAUUUCAUCUGACAAUAGAUCUCUUGAUUUUCUCUCUGUACGUUUUUUAUGCAGUGUUAAAGCUAACAGGAGGAGUUUAGGAUAAAUUUUAAUUGCUUUCAGGAUCUUUCGAGACCUCAAAGAGUUGUCAGACCCGGCUACAGUCUGAUAUUCAAUCGAAAUGGAAUCCAAAAUAUGCCAAUCCCUUCUCAUGAAGAUCAACAAGACCUUAUUUUUACUCCAAUAAAUAACAUGACUCAAGAAUUAACUCCUGCCAAUACUCCCACUACAUCCACCAGUGUAACGAGUCAUAAUGUUCAGAAUGUGAGUUUCCCAUUUCCAGUUCCAAACUAUUUCCAGGAGAGCAAAUUAAACUUGUCAGAAGUUCUCCAAAUCGUCGAUUACUGUACUAAAAACAAUAAAAAGUUUGAGAUCCUCGAUGGAGCCCUGGUAUUCAGAGAUCGGCGUCCAGAUGAGGGAGAAGAAGUCCGGAUUCCAUUGGAAGCUCUGGGGAAACGCAUUCCUCUAUAA
Molecule: messenger RNA, 1987 nt
Organism: Bursaphelenchus xylophilus (pine wood nematode)
Lineage: Eukaryota; Metazoa; Nematoda; Chromadorea; Rhabditida; Aphelenchoididae
Source: the annotation of a GenBank genome assembly